Molecule: messenger RNA, 6063 nt
Organism: Alosa sapidissima (American shad)
Lineage: Eukaryota; Metazoa; Chordata; Actinopteri; Clupeiformes; Clupeidae
Exons: 14
Coding region: 750-5726 (1658 amino acids)
Source: RefSeq, a predicted model, not a curated record
GUACCAUAGACUUCAAGCAACUCAGUUUUAUUGUGCAUUUGUGUACGUGUGCAUGCUGGAUAUGGUUAUUUUGCAUAUUGUAUAUAGUUCUUGUGGGUUUGUGUGUGCAUGCUGUUAUAUAGUUAUUACCUCCGCCAAGGAGGUUAUGUUUUCAUCAGGGUUUGUUUGUCUGUUUGUUUGUUUGUUUGUUUGUCUGUUCAUCUGUUUGUUCGCAAGAUAACUCAAAAAGUUUGGGAGUGAUCCGGAUUACCGUCUGGAUCCAGGAGGCGGUUAUGUUUUCGCUUGGCAGACGUGCUGUCUACCGUAGUGCUAAGUCCACGUUGUACAGUAGACAGUUUGGUUCUCGGAUUGGCCCAGAGUCUACCUUCACUGUAGACUCUGAGCCAAUCAGAGAGCCAAACUGUCUACGAUCGCGGCGGCCAACGUAGACUACCAGUUAAAGUAAAGGGGCCUGACUCAAGUUCGCGGGCUACGCUUUUGGCUCGUCAUUGGCCCAGAGUCUACAUUCAUCGUAGACUUGGAACAUACCAGAGAGCAGAACUCAUCUUUGGCGGUCGUUAACGUUAGUUAAUAGUCAGCCUCCGAUUGCGCCAGAGUCUACGUUUAUAUCCAAUCCGAUAGCGAGACUGUCUAUAAAAACAUUUCAGGCAGGUGCGCAAACCCUUUCAUCGACCCAACGGACGAGAACCCAAGCAACGGCAAGACGAGUCAAAACAGCAAUCAAAUUCUACAAACACAUACCGCAAGAUAUGGAUCCACUGCUGCCAGUGUUAGAGAUACUGGACACUAGCGUGCCAGUAGAGAGGCAACAAUGCAUGCUACGGGCCUCAAAAGAGGCCAAGGCCGCGCAGGGCAAAAGCCUGAGUGUUAACAAGCUGCUGCGGGAGCCAAAGACGGCCUACAGAGAAGCAAAAAAGCGCUGUCACAUUGACAACCCUACGGAGGCCCAGUACCUGGGACAACUGGUUCUGACAUUCGGCUGGUACUUUGGGAGGAGCUUCAAGUGGCUGGUCGAAAAUGAUGUCGGCUACAUCAAAUAUGUUCUUGACCGCCACUUGGAGGAGACCCAGGACCCAAAGAGAAAAACUCCCAUCAAUGACGGGUGGCUGAAGGACAGCCUGAUGAGCUAUGUGACGCUGUUCCCCCCCGUCUCUUGUCACCUUGAGGUCAACGUGGAUCGGGCCAUUUACGGCCAGGGGCAGUUCAAGUCCUUCACCUUCCUUGAAAUGUGGAGCUGGUACAGCCUGCAUACACGCCACCAGGCUGACCCACAAGCUGGGAGUGAACAAGAAAGAAAGAAGGCGCGGGAUGCUCAUGCCGCUGUGAAGCAGUGGCUGCUUAAAAAGGAGGGUGACAUCACCACUAAGUCCCUCAAGCGCUUCCGGGCGUACAUUUUGGAGAAAGAGAAGUCUCAGUCGGGCGCCGCUCGUCCUGCUGCCACUCCGUCUGCUGCUGCGGCCACUCCAUCUGCUCCUCCUACAGCCACUCCGUCGGCUGCUGCCGCUGCUCCAUCCUGCGCGUCGUGGUGUGAUGACGAUGACAUCAUGCUAGAUGCCCUCGUCACCUUUGAGAGUAGUCAAGGGAAGCCAGCUGACGAGCUGUCCACCAGCCAGCCACAGCCUGCUCCUCCUGCCGCUGCUCUUCCUCCUGCCGCUGCUCCUCCUGCGUCUCCUGGGCCUCCACUCCUCGCUGAAUCUGGGCAGCGGGCCAAGAAGUCUGCCAAGAAGAGUCAGAAACGGCAGCCUGCUCCUCCUGCUGCCGCUGCUCCUCCUGCGUCUCCUGAGCCUCCACUCCUCACUGAGAAGCGGGCCAAGAAGAGUCAGAAACAGCAGCAGCCUGCUCCUCCUGCUGCCGCUGCUCCUCCUACUCCUGAGCGUCCACUCCUCGCUGCAUCCGAGAAGCGGGCCAAGAAGUCCGCCAAGAGUCAGACACAGAAGACCACACCGGCCUCCAAGUCCGCAAAGAGUCAGACACAGCCGCCGCCGUCGCCCAGUCAGCCUGCGCCCAAACCGUCCUCCAGGUCCGCAAAGCGUCAGACGCAGCAGCCAGCACCAUCCACCGAGCAGCCUGCGCCCAAACGGCCCUCCAGGUCCGCCAAGAGUCAGACACGGCCGCCGCCGUCGCCCAGUCAGCCUGCGCCCAAACGGCCCUCCAGGACCUCCAAGCGUCAGACGCAGCAGCCAGCGCCAUCCUCGCCCAGUCAGCCUGAAGCGCAGCAGCCCGAGACGUCCACCAGCCAGGUCGCUCCUGACGCUCGCCCUGAGCCGCAGCCGUCACCGUCGCCCUCCAACAGCCAGUCUCAGCCUGCCUCUGCCGCCACGUUGUCGCAGAGCGACUCUCCUGUGGAGCUGGAAGGCUGGGUGAGGCUAUGGGAGGACCCUAGCGGCAUCCCAGCGGCAGACGUCACCUGGUUGAAGGAAGACAGCGAGCGAGGGCUUUUCACCUCGGUGCAGACCUUCAAGGACGUCAGGGGGCAAAUCAAGAGGCGGCGGGUCCUGAAGUCGGACCGCAUGUGGUUUUACCCACCCGAGCCACCUGGCUACCUCGGCAGCGGCGUUCCCUCUCCUCAGCCCUUUUUCCGGAGCCGCUUGUUCUUCUGGCGCCCUGUUGGCGUGUGGCGGUGCUCCAUCAGCUGCCCGCGUGGUGACGCGUGCGCGGGGGCCGGACGCAACACCCAUCUCUCCAAAUCGGGUUACCACAUUCGGGUGCGGCACAUCUGCGAUGUGUCGGGGUGGUACUCCAUGUGCUGCGAAGUGCUCUGCUGCGGGCCGUGCCUCAAGGCAGCCAGGGGGGGAGACGGUGGCCCCAUGGGCCGUUGGCUGGCCUGGGACGACGCCAUCCUGCACCAGCUGAGCGAGGCUCACCAGGCCAUGUUUCCGGCUGUCCUCACGGCCAAGCGCGGGGUCGACAAGAGCGUUCUCAACCUGUUGCGCGACCGCACAGAGGGCAACACCAUGGCCAAGGUGUGGCGGCAGGUGCGGGAGAACCACAUGGAGGAGCACAACCGCAGGCGGGACCUCUACACCACGCUCCUCAUGGCUUUGGUGCGACCGGGCAGCAUCGUGUCCGCGCUCGGCCACGGAGAGUUUCGGCCGCCUCCUCCUCCCAGGGAGCUUCCCUGCGAGCGGCUCCUGCGGCACGCCUUUCUCCUGGCGGAGGCCAACAACGUCCAGGAUUACCGGAGCCAAAUUCUGUCCACGUUUGGCACGGUCCUGAAAAUGGACUCCACAAAGAAGGUGGUGAAGAAGCUCUCUGGGGAGGGCAAGGGCUCGGCCGAGUGGUUCACCAGCAUCGGCAACGAACUCUCCCAGAUCGUGUCCUUUGUUCUCACCUGCGAGGAGUCCGUGGAGAAGUUGGAGCCCAUGUGCCGUGGAGUUAUGGAGAGAUUCCGCCUCGCCAACCAGCCCGUCCCCCAGAUCCUUUACAUCGACCGGGGAUGCUGCAGGGCGCAGGGUCCGACGGCUGUGGAGACCCUCUUCCAGCCUUGGGUGGACAACGGGAUGGUGGUGAGGCUGGAUAUCUUCCACUGGCUCCAUCGCUUCGACGCCGCUCUGCGGACAGAGGCUCACUCCAAGUACCCCGCCUUGAAGUCUGCGCUGGCCGGGGCGGUGUUGGCCUACAACCGCCAGGACCUGGAUCUGCUCAUCGCGGCCGUCAGGGCCAGAGUCUCGUCCGUCAUGGAGGCCGUGUCGGACGAGGAUGUGGUCCGACGCUACAUCUCGCGGGAGCAGCUAAAGCACCACGUCCGACGGGUCACCCUCGGCGGCCAUGAGACGUUUCGCCUCAUUCACCUCAUCAUCGAGGAGCUGAAGGGUCCGGCUGGGCUCGAUGAGAGUGGCGUCAGCCUCUUCAAGUCCACUGCUGCCAUCAAUGAGAUGUGGGCCAGCCAGCAGCGACACCUGGAAUGCAUCCAGGACCCACCAGGCAUGAGCAUGUACCGUGUUGCCCGCACCACCACCAUCAACGGUGUGGAUGUCCCGUAUUACAAGUGCCUGCGUGGGAGCAACAGCUUGGAGGGGUUCCACCGCUCGCUCCCCCACAUGAUUCCAGGUCCCCACUGUGCGGCGCGGCCCUACCAGGUGUACUUGGUCAGCGGCAUCGCGCGUUGGAACGCCGACAGGAGCUCGGCGGCUGUGUUUGGAGGUCGGCAGAGGUCCAGCAUCUACUCUGCGCCGCUCGUGGACCGCCUCAACGCUCGCUGCCAGCUGCUCUUCGGGGAGGCCGUCGAUCAGAAUUUCCGGCCCCCGGCCAACGUUCAAUCCGACGAGCUGCUCGGGCUCGAAUACUUGUUUCGCCAGAGCACGGGGGAGUCUGAGGCUUUCUCCCUCGACGGUCUCGUCGACGAUGGCCCGGCCCCCGAGGAGGAGGUGUAUCGGCCUGGUGAGGACGAUCCCGGCGCCGAGGCAGACGAAGCCUACCAAAGCGACGAGGACCUGGAAGACAUAGAUGCUGCCCGCAUCACGCUGACCAACAACGAGACGGCCACUGUCCAUCCGCCAGCCUUUGAGGACGCCUGCAGUGCCAAUCCCCUCCCUGGGUUCCAGGAGCUGGAGGCCUUCUGCGCUACGCUAGUGCAGCUUGGGGGUGCUGACCAGAAGCUCCAGCUCACCACCGACCAGCGCAACGCCAUCCUCGACGCCUGGAAUGCGGUGGAGGAGCAUGACAAGCAGCCACAGAAGUACCACCAGCUGUACCGCACGCACUGGGGCAACACCUUGUACUGCCGUACAAAGAGGGAUGACCUCGGUGAAGCCGCCCUGAUCCAGCGGGUGAAGAUGGCCAGGAGGUACGCGCCGGCCCAGCAGGACAUCAGCGCGCAGCACAACCGUCUCAUGUACGUGCUGGUCAAGCUGCUUUGGUUGAGUGCCCCCCAGUCCUCUCGAACCGGCCCGGAAAAGGCCAGCAUCCUCAAGGCCUAUGAACUCAUACAGCACAGGGUGUUGGUGGACGACCCGGUGCUGUCCAAGGCGGGCAUCCCUCUCCCCAAGAUCAACGUCAAAACGGUCAGGGACUUUAUCCGACAGCAAGAGAGGCUGGUCAACUUUCACGCCACGAGGCAACCUUCGGUGAUCUCAAAGACCACCUCCGUAUCGUCCACAGAGCUUCCUCCAGCGCCACGGCAACCCGACGUCCUCCCUCCGCCCGACUACCCGGUGAUGGAGUACGUACCAACGGCCAGCACGGCCGGCACCAAGAAGCUGAGGGGACGGGCUGACAUGGCGGCGCCGUCGCAGCUUCCUCCUCCUCAGCCGCUGCUUCCUCCUCCUCAGCCACUGCCUCUUGUGCGGCCGCUGCAGAGACCCCCCGCCACCUUCAGCAUCACCGAGCCUGUGCCCACCCCCGCGCAGUCUGUGGCGGGCCCCUCCUCCACACAGACCGCGCCGACUGCUGCGCCCUUGGCACGGCUUGUGCCCAUCCUGCCUGCCCCUGCUCUCGCUGGGCCUUCCUCCAGCCAGACCCACGCUGCUCCAGCUUCCUGGUCCAGGUCGACCCAUUACAAAAGGAAGCUGGUGGCAGACCAACCCACCCAAGUUGGGGCGAAGCUUUUCAGGGUCCAGCACAUCCCCAAUUGCAAGGUGUGUGGCCAACCUAUACAGGGACAUAAAAAAUACAAAAAGAAAACGUAUUGCCCUGUGAAAGACAUGUCACCCUCCAAGGGCCUGGACAACAGGGUUUACAGAAACUUUGCCCACUUUGUCGCCGUCAUAGAUGGCUUGGAGGACUGACACUGUACAAAUUGUAAAUACUUUUUUACCUGUAAUCUGUGUUAUGGUCUUACAAGUGCCCGUUAUCAUGGCACGUUUUUCUCUGUUGUGCACCGUUCUGUUUUAUGCACUUUCUAACUUGUUAUCUAUGUUCUGGUCUUACAAAAGCCCGUUGCCUUGGCACUUUUCGCUGUGCUUUGCAGUGUUUUGACUGUACAAACUGUACAAUAGUUUUUGACUUGUUAUCUAUGUUCUGGUCUUACAAAUGCCCGUUACCUUGGCACCGUUCGCUGUGUUUCGCAGUGUUCUCCUAUUUUAUGCACUUUCUGACUUGUGUUUUGCAGUGUUCUCCUAUUUU